Molecule: messenger RNA, 3091 nt
Organism: Daucus carota subsp. sativus
Lineage: Eukaryota; Viridiplantae; Streptophyta; Magnoliopsida; Apiales; Apiaceae
Product: anaphase-promoting complex subunit 4
Exons: 19
Coding region: 114-2447 (777 amino acids)
Biological process (GO): anaphase-promoting complex-dependent catabolic process; protein K11-linked ubiquitination
Cellular component (GO): nuclear periphery; anaphase-promoting complex
Molecular function (GO): protein binding
Source: RefSeq, a predicted model, not a curated record
GAAAAUUCCUCACAAAAUAAAGUCUGGAAAACACCCCUAAAUUGAGCCAACCCCAUUCCCGCCCUAAAUAUACUCAUUCAUCAUUUCAAUCUCACUUCCCCAAAAUCACAACAAUGGAGACCGAAGAAGAAGCUGAAAGACUCACUCCAUUUCAACUCCAAUUCGACAAACCAAUCGCUUCUCAGAUAAAAAUAGCCGAAUGGAACCCCGAGAAGGAUCUACUAGCGAUGGUUACAGAAGAUUCCAAGAUACUUCUACACCGAUUCAACUGGCAGCGUCUCUGGACUAUCUCUCCUGGGAAGUGUAUAACGUCCUUAUGUUGGCGUCCUGAUGGUAAAGCAGUAGCUGUUGGACUUGAAGAUGGGACUAUUUCGUUGCAUGAUGUUGAAAAUGGGAAGCUGUUAAGAAGUAUGAAGACCCACAUUGCUGCUGUUGUGUGUCUCAACUGGCAGGAAGAUGCUGAUAAGAAAAAGGAUACCUCUGGCAGCAAUUUGAUUUAUGAAGAUCGCACUUCUCGUUUUUUCCCUCCCCCUCCAAGAAAACCUAGGAUGCCUGGAGUGGUGUCCGGUGAUACUGGAUUCUCGGAUGAUGGUGAAGAUUCAUUGCGGGAGCUAUACAAUUCUUCGCAUCAACGGUUUAACAUCCUAUGCAGUGGGGACAAAGACGGUAUCAUCUGCUUUAGCAUAUUUGGCAUAAUCCCAAUAGGAAAAUUAAAUAUACAUGACGUCUCUAUUUGCUUUCCUCAAAUGGGCGACCAUGUAUCGCUUCAACUUCUGAAUGCUUCUAUAUGCAGGGUGGCUCUUUCAACAGACCUUUGUCAUUUAAUAGUCAUGUGUUCCGGGGAACUCUUUCAUGGCGUGGUUGGAUCACAUGACCAAAGAAUGGCUGAACCUGAUUUGGUUGGUUUUCAUUGCUUAUUGCUUGACACUUCAAUAUUUUGGAAGAGGAAAAAUGAGCUUCACCAAGUUGCUCAACAAGCUUCUAAUGUUGAGGAUCUAACUGAAGUCAUUCGAUCAUCUGUAUCAGUCAUGUGCAAGCAAUGGUUAGAUGCCAUGCACACAUUUCAUGAGAAAUUUGAUUCUCUAUCUACUCUGAUUGUUGACCAUGGACUCGACUCAACUCCUCAAGAGGAGUUUCUGAGCCUUCUUGGUGGUGCUCGGACAAGUCCACCAGUUCAUCAGUUUCUAGUGAAUUCUCUUGGAGAAGCGGGUCUCAAGCGGGUCGCAAAGACGGUUUGUAGCACCGGAAAAGAGCUUCAGCUCAUUGUUCUUGAUCAUUUACAGCCAGCUGCUGAAAUCAUUUGCUUUCGGAUGGGGGAACUGAGGGGCCUCUCUAAGUGGCGUGCACGUUAUCAAAGUAUCGGCUUAGAUACAACACUAUUUGAUAAAGCAACUGAAAAAGCUGGCACCUUACUUAUACAAGUUGAACGAUUUAUGAGUGUUCUAUCCUCUGCUGUUCAGCAGUUCUCAAAUUUUUUCAACUGGCUUUUGAAGUCUGUGAAGAUACUGAUGUCUGAACCAAGUGAUCAACUUCCCCCGUUCAGCAGUGAACUGGUUAUUGUUUUCCUGAAUUUUCUGUAUGAUCAAGACCCUAUUAAGCAGUUGCUGGACUUGUCUGAUGCAGAUCAAAGCAUAGAGGUUGACUUGGAAAAAUUGGAAAGGGUUAAAGAAUUGACUCAGUUCGGAGGGUUUUCAGAUUGUGAAUACUUGCGAAGAUCCUUAGCAAAGGAAUUUCAGCAGAUGGAAUCUUGUUUCAAGGAAGCUUUUCAGAUGCCAUUUGCAACAAUAUCUAGAAAGAUACUUUGCAAGGAUAUUUUUCCGUUGUUUCCUCAUGCAUCUUUGACAGGAUUGGCGUCUUCUGUUAUUCCAGCAUCAAUAUCAUAUUACAUGGAAACUUCCCAUGCAAUAUCUACAUAUCAAACACAUGAACAGAGAGUCAUUGAUUACAUCUCUUUUAUUAUUCCAGACGAAUCAUUCUCCGCUGUCCCAAAAUGCAUAGGCAUAAUAAGGGGGUUUAUGCAUGAUGGGAACAAUGAGGAAACGAGUUAUAGUUCUCCUGAAACUGUGUUGUUAUGUGUGCCUGACAACUAUCACUGUGUGGAUCUGUCCCUUUACAAGGAAAAUCAAAUUGUAUUGUUGCUGAACGAAACAUCUACCACUCCUGAUAGCCCGGAAAACGCUUGUAUAAUGAUUGUAGAAGCAAGCAAUCUUCCGUUCGUGCCCAUUGAUAGAUCCCCUACUUCGAGCACUUGGAAAUUACGUGAAUUGAAGGACUCUAUGGUAUACUUGCAACUGGAAAAUGAAAAGGUUCGAAGUAUUCCCCAUUCCAUUGUUGCUCCCCUGGCAGUUAGUGCAUCCAGAGGUGUAGCUUGCAUAUUUGCUGCAAGAAAGCGUGCCUUGGUCUACAUUUUGGAGGAAGAUGAAGAUGAAAUCUCAGAUGCAGAAUAGCUCACUGUUUCCUUGUGUGGAUUGUUGAGUUCAAUUGCAUGUAUAUUUAGUUACUAAUUGUUUUCUUGGCGGGUGAAGCCCUGAAUCAUUUGUUCCUUGGUAGAGUUGUACUGAAGUGUAGCAUGUGUGAUGAAUCCUGACUCGAAGAGAAGAUAUGAACGCUAGAAAACACCACAAUGGCAUUUCAUGUUUCCAGACAGAAGAACAUUCGUCUCUGCAUUUGCUCUCAGCGCCCUAACCAAGCAUUACAUUAUGCAUUCAUCGAGAGGGUUGGUAAAGUUCUUCCAGUGCUGAAGUUUGAUGGUUCAAACCUCCUCAGUGGCUCAGAGGAUCAUAUAUGUGUGCAAAAAUGAGAGUACGACCCUUGCUGAAACGCUGCCCGCCCGCCCUGAGAAUAUAGAACUAUAAGACAUGUAUGUAGUAGUAAUAUAGAAGCUAAUCAAGUAGCAGAUGUGAUAGCAAGACCAAAAGCAGCUUACACCGGCUGGGUUUCGGCAGGUGAGGAACCUAGCCGGUGGAAACGUGACUACAAUUGCAAAGUGAACUAGUUUUCUCUUGUUAAAUCAAGAUUAACUUGAUUUUAUAAUUUAUUCGACAUAAUAUAUCAUUUGACUCAAGUUUUUUCUCAAACCAAAGUCUGCUUA